Molecule: messenger RNA, 1215 nt
Organism: Aspergillus novofumigatus IBT 16806
Lineage: Eukaryota; Fungi; Ascomycota; Eurotiomycetes; Eurotiales; Aspergillaceae
Product: bZIP transcription factor
Exons: 4
Coding region: 1-1215 (404 amino acids)
Cellular component (GO): RNA polymerase II transcription regulator complex
Molecular function (GO): DNA-binding transcription activator activity, RNA polymerase II-specific; transcription cis-regulatory region binding
Source: RefSeq, a predicted model, not a curated record
AUGGUCUCUAUGGUCGAGACCUCCAAUUCAAAUCACAAUGACACGGCCAUGGAUUCGGUCGUGCCUAAGUCAGAACCCUUACCCGAGGGAUCGACCAGUUCAUCAGUGUCAACGCCUGAAGCAGAGGGUGAAGUUCCAAUGCAGGACGUAGCCCAGACACAGAAGCGAAAAGGUGGAAGAAAACCCAUCUAUGCUACCUCGGAGGAACGCAAACAACGCAACAGACAAGCUCAGGCGGCUUUCCGAGAACGUCGCACAGAGUACAUCCGUCAACUUGAAACCACUAUCAAGCGCAAUGAAGAAACCCUGCAGACUCUGCAGCAGAAUCAUCGUACCGCUGCCGAUGAAUGUCUGAUGCUUCGAUAUAAGAAUUCUCUACUGGAGAGGAUCUUGUUAGAGAAGGGCAUUGAUGUCCAAGCCGAGUUGCGACUCAAGGCCGGUGCUCCGCCAGGAGCACCAAUCAAACCCAACAUCAUGGCUGCCAAACCCCCGUCAACACUAGACCGAGCGGCGGUCAACCGAACUGCAGCCCAGAGACUUCCAGCCGGCAUUGCCCCUAAAGGGGAGCCGUUCGCCAUGUCGCGUGAUGGAGCAUACGGCAUCCCUUCACCUCAGUUCCAGGCCACUCCCUCAUCACACGUGUCGUCCCCUUCGCACACCAAGUCUCCCGGUUUUGCAUUCCAAGGAGCCAUGUCGCCAAACGGGAUGGACGCGCAACAAGCCCAGCACGCGCGGUCUCAACUAAACCCUCAUUCUCGGAGCUUGAGUCAGGCGUCUCCCCCGAUAAGCAUCGGUCAGCCCGAGUCGGCCGAUCCCAAAUCGGCUGUGCCAGGUGGUACGGGUCCCAGAGUCGCCCGCGUGCCCUCUGCUGCGUAUUAUCCAUCGCCAUUCCAGAAACAUUACGAUCAACUGGAACAGGAAUAUGACGCCCAGGCGGACAUGAUCGACGAAGAACAUGAGUCGGUUGAUGCACCUCCCUACGUCUCCGGAUUCAAUGCUGCUACUAGUUCAGUCCCUCCCGGCUCCCAUUCGCUAGGGCCUCAACUCGCCAACUUCAAUCCGCAUGCUGGGGAAGGAUCCAAUGGAGCAUACAGUGCCACAAAUCACCUACUCGGCAAUUACGAGCCCAUGCUGGACGCUGAUCCGUUCGGAUUGAGCGCUAGCAUGCAUUUCCAAACUCCCUUUAGUUAUGAGCAAAACCAUACGCGUCAUUAA